ACAACACAAAUCCACUCGACCAAUUGCAAAAUCUCUCCAAGUUCACAACUGCUAAAAUUCCACCCACCAUCUAUUCUACUCUUCUUCCUUUUUUUUUCUUACAUCUUCCCAUCGCGAAUUUACUAACCACCACAGCCAUCUUUCUUCAGUCGACAACCACCGACUAAGAUGGCAAAGGAAGCACCCGCCCGUACUGGGCUGACCAUCGGUCUCAACCAUGGCUAUAAAACCACCGCUCGCGUCGUCAAGCCCCGUGUCUCGCGCACCAAGGGUCACCUAAGCAAGCGUACCGCUUUCGUCCGCGACAUCGUCAAGGAGGUUGCUGGCCUCGCCCCCUAUGAACGCCGAGUUAUCGAACUGCUGCGCAACAGCAAGGAUAAGCGAGCACGUAAGCUAGCCAAGAAGAGACUUGGUACCUUCGGCCGUGCCAAGAAGAAGGUUGACGAGCUUCAACGCGUCAUCGCCGAGUCUCGCAGAGCCGGUCACUAAACGAAUCGAUCUCGAGAUCAUGGUGAUGGAUAAUGGAGGCACGAAAGAAAGAAAAAGCCAAAACACACUUGGCAUGAGGUCCGGCGUCCGUCUUUCGGCAUUGCAUUUUACGGAGGAUAGGUUCGGUCAGAUAGCAUUGUGCUAGCUUUCUACUACAAUGCCAAAUGAAACAAAUGAAACAACGUGGUUCUUUCUCAUGACA
Molecule: messenger RNA, 691 nt
Organism: Hypoxylon fragiforme
Lineage: Eukaryota; Fungi; Ascomycota; Sordariomycetes; Xylariales; Hypoxylaceae
Product: ribosomal protein L36e
Exons: 4
Coding region: 169-489 (106 amino acids)
Biological process (GO): cytoplasmic translation
Cellular component (GO): ribosome; cytosolic large ribosomal subunit
Molecular function (GO): structural constituent of ribosome
Source: RefSeq, a predicted model, not a curated record